AUUGAUAUGAAAUAUUAUAUCAAUACCCUUAUUGGAACAUUAGCACGUUUUAUUAAUCACUAUGCUCGAUUUCAAACGAAUGAUGUUGAUUAUAAGAAGAGAGAUGAGAUUAGUCAAAAGAAUGCAGAAAAAUUUUUGAGAGGUCAUGUCGCGAUGAUUGAUGAUAGGAUGACGAUUCGUGAUAUUCGUGAUUUUUUUAUUCCAACUAAAAAGAUGAUUUUGGAGCAAGAUGAUAGAGAUCAAGAGAAACGUAUAAGAUUUAAGUAA
Acaulospora morrowiae is the source of this 267-nucleotide messenger RNA. The record is from the annotation of a GenBank genome assembly. Lineage: Eukaryota; Fungi; Glomeromycota; Glomeromycetes; Diversisporales; Acaulosporaceae.